CGUCGGAAAGCUUUCUCCAUUUUUUUUUUGUGUUGCCGACAGAUUUGAAAACAUCUGUUACAGUAAUAGUUACAGGAACCGGAGAAGAUAAUCUGCUCGUAAUUUGAAUAGCUUCUUUCUCGCAUUCUCAGUUUCUUUGUAUCGAUCAAAUUCGAUUUCGACCCAAACGAGAAGAUAAAUUCUGAGGAUCUGGCUUCUGUCGCUGUAGCCCUUUCCUUGGUUUGUAGAUCUUCAAUGUGCAUGUUGUUGCAGCGAAGGCAAUUAAUCAAUUACUUAACUGAUAUCUGAAGCUGCUUCAUGCAAAGUUGCGAUGGAUAAAGUAGGGUGUGGUUUCAAGAGCUUCAGAACAUUAUUGGCUGUGGCUUCUAUAACCUUCCCUGUUUUGAUCACGUUUACUCUCAUACACCAGAACUCAGUUUUCGAUCUCGUCCAUGGAUUUAACGAUUUGGCUGCAAGAGCUCACAAUGCUUCUAAUAUUGUCUUGAAACAAGGAACUCAAAAUGCGAUCACUACUAAUGUCGUGCAGGAAGGAGCUCAAAAUGCCUCAAUACAAGAGUUUCAAAAUGCUACAGUUAAAACUGGGGGGGAAAAGGAUCAUAAUGUUAUUCCAGACUCAGCGCCUAUUGAUAAGGUUUUGGAAAACAAAAAUCAGAAUGCCAAGCCUGGAAUCUUAGAAGAACCAGCUCAGACACUACCUCUCUUGGAUAUUGGUCCAAAGAAUAAUUCAUCUGAAGAUGGGGAGAAUGUUUUGUCCCUAUCUACUACCAUCACCAUUUCUAAAGACAAACUCCUUGAUGGGCUUCUGGUUUCAUCAUUUGAUGAAGCAUCAUGCUUUAGUAGAUAUCAAUCUUACUUGUACCGCAAAAGGUCCUCUCACAAACCUUCUGAAUAUCUUAUCUCCAAGUUACGAAAAUAUGAACAUAUUCAUCGAAGUUGUGGACCUUCUACCAAAUUCUACAACAAAAUCAUGAGAAAGGGCACAAAAUUUAGCAAAAAUGAUGUUAGUACGAAAUGCAAAUAUCUUGUCUGGACAGCUGCCAAUGGAUUAGGGAACAGAAUAGUAACCUUGGUUUCAGCAUUUCUUUAUGCUAUCCUUACAGAUCGUGUUCUGCUUGUCAAAUUUGGGACCGAUAUGUCUGGUCUCUUUUGUGAGCCAUUUCCUGAUUCCUCAUGGUUAUUGCCCAGGAGUUUUCCUUAUUGGAAAGAUCAGAAGCAUAUUGAAACAUAUGAAAACAUAUUAAACAAUUUCAAGGUAAACAGUUCACAAGUACUUUUGCCACCAUUUCUUAUUCUUAAUCUACAGCACACCCAUGACCGUCACAAUAAUUUUUUUCAUUGUGAUGGGAGUCAAGAUCUUCUUCAAAAAAUUUCAGUGCUGAUUUUACGGUCAGAUCAAUACUUUGUCCCUUCUCUUUUUAUGAUUCCAUCGUUUAGAGAAGAACUAAGUAAAAUGUUCCCCCAGAAGGACACAGUUUUUCACCAUCUUGGACGUUACCUUCUUCACCCAUCAAACGAAGCAUGGGAAAUAAUUAGAAAAUUUUAUGAGGCACAUCUAGCCAAGGCAAAUGAGAGGAUAGGUCUGCAGAUUAGACUUUUUAAUACUCAUCGCCCACCACAUCAAACUGUUAUUAACCAAAUAGUAUCCUGCACCCUUCAGCAUAAGUUGCUGCCUGAUUUCAACGCACAAAAGUCAGUGGCUUCUCCUCUGAAGAAGACCUCAAAAGUUGUUUUAGUAGCAUCUUUAUUCUCACAAUACGGUGAGAAGCUGAAGACUGUGUAUCAGGCAAAUAGAACUGUGACCGGGGAAGUGAUAAGAGUUUAUCAGCCCAGUCAUGAAGAGCGUCAAAAGUCAAAUGAUGACAUGCACAACAUCAAGGCAUGGACCGAAAUAUAUUUGCUGAGUUUGUGUGAUGCAUUGGUUACUAGCACUAAGUCUACUUUUGGUUAUGUUGCUCAUAGUCUUGGAGGUUUGAAGCCAUGGAUUUUGCAGAGGGCAUAUAAUGAAAGCAUCCCAGAUCCACCUUGUCGACAUGCCAAGUCCAUGGAGCCUUGUUUCCAUUAUCCACCCAAAUAUGACUGUAGGGCCAAUAGCACAGUUGAUUUUACUUCCCUUUUUCAUCAUAUGAAGCAUUGUGAAGAUGUAUCUGGUGGAUUGAAGCUGGUUAAUAGUAAUCACUAGGUAACAAACAACAUGAUGCCAAGCACUGGACAGUUUUCAAUAAUCCCUAUUUGCUCUAAUAUAUUACUACUUUGGACAGUUUUUGAGGUUGUCAAGAACAGAGAGAAAAAGCCCUUCGUUUUGUAAUUUCGUUCUCACUUUUCACUGUUUCCAGUCAUUCAGGGAUCCUAUUUUUAGAUCUUCAGGACGGAGGCUAAAGAUUUAGUUGUGGAAAAAAAAACUUUGCAUCCUAUCUCGUAGGUAUAAUUGAUCUUGUUCUGUCUGUUGUGCUUAUUUGCAAGACAAAUUAAAGUUGAGCAUUUGUGUACCACCAUGUAUGAAAUAUAUGGUUUUGUGCAUCAUUCGACCGAAAUUUUCUGCCAGUGCCAGUUAUAGCAAAUGGACUGUAACUGAUUAGGUUCCUGUUAUCCACAAUGUAGCCUUGUUCUGCGGAAGGGUUGUCUCUGAUCAAACCGGUUUCACCAUAUUGAAUGAGUGGUAUUGGAGGUGAAAUUCUAAUACAUACCAAUGACAACAUCAAGGCUAUUAUUUAUGGAGUUUUUUUACAGCAGGGAUAUGAUGGUGUUGGUCAUCCAUACUCAGAAAGGCCAUUGUAGAUAUAAUUCAAUCUGAGAAGCAUGGUUUGUCGACAGAAACCCGAACAAGGUAUAUGCAUUAUUCAAUAUCGCUAUGACAAACUUCGAUAGUUGAGUCUAGGAAUUCUGAAGGUCUGCCAAUUUUGCUGCUGAACUAUCUCGAGGCAUGUAAUAAUUAGUUUAGCUAGAAUGUUUCUUGCAAAAUACUCCUUUUCCCCCUUGUUUUAACUGUAUGUAUUCCAUAUCUUACAUUAUUUAAUGCUAAAUUUAGGAUUUUUGUUCUAUUUAAACAAUCAAAUUUAGUUGUUAU
This is a messenger RNA of Vigna radiata var. radiata (mung bean), 3064 nucleotides long. RefSeq names its product galactoside 2-alpha-L-fucosyltransferase. NCBI's taxonomy places the organism in Eukaryota, Viridiplantae, Streptophyta, Magnoliopsida, Fabales, Fabaceae. The record is from RefSeq and is a predicted model, not a curated record. The transcript is spliced from 3 exons. Gene Ontology annotation, biological process: cell wall biogenesis; xyloglucan biosynthetic process. Gene Ontology annotation, molecular function: galactoside 2-alpha-L-fucosyltransferase activity. The coding region runs from base 311 to 2179 and encodes 622 amino acids. Gene Ontology annotation, cellular component: Golgi apparatus; membrane.